Messenger RNA from Chara braunii, 2367 nucleotides. Lineage: Eukaryota; Viridiplantae; Streptophyta; Charophyceae; Charales; Characeae. The record is from the annotation of a GenBank genome assembly.
GGUCGGCAUGGUCGAUUUUUGAAUCACGGGCAGGCACCUUCAUCGUCUUCUCUAGUGGUUGUCGACAUAUGAAGGUCCAGCGGCCCUAUCCACCGGGAUGCCAGAAGAUACUUCUGCAGUAGCCACGUGGAAGGGCGCCUGCCUGCGAUGCAAUUGAUGGCAGACAUGCACAGGAGAUCGCCUCUGCUGGUGCUCGCUGUGGUCGUCUUCCUGUUUGUCGUUUUCCUCCACGUGUGUUUGUCAUGCCGGCCGUGGAAGCAACGUCGCAAGCGAACGGCGUCAACGAAACGGCAGGCAGGGGAACGUCCGAUGGCGGGCAUGCAGGCACGCACGGUUCUGGCUGCAGGUCAGGGCGGAAAACGACCUGCGACGACGGAGCCUCGAUGGCGGUACGACCCGUCCAUGUACACCCAUCUAGAGUCGUGGGAGACGCCACUGCCCCAGUCAGAUGAGGAGCCGGAGACGAAAGAACUUCCAACGUUGCCUCUCGCCAGCGGGUCGACGCAGUUGUUGUCGCAGACGGUGCGAGCAGGCGGGUCGGCUAGCAACGAAGGCGGCGAGUUCACCUCACUCCUGCACCAAUGCCUGGGAGACGACGACGACAGAGGCCUUGAUCUCAUGUUCGGGUUGUGUUAUGGCGGCGCUAGGGAGGCGAGCCGUACGUUCAUCAUCGACGCCGAUCCUUCGCCACGUGGCCUUCAACGUGCUGGAAGUGAGCAUAUAAAGCAGUCCACACUUCGUGGCGGUGUGUCCAUUACUGGCGGUGUCGGGCCUUCGGCAGCAGCCCGACAGCAUGGAUCGACUGCACCGUCCGCCGGUCGAUUGACAAGUACGUGGCCCUCGCGCACUAGAGUCGCAUCCGGGUCCCUGCGCAUCGGCGAUGCACGUCCUUCGAUGCCCAACCGCACAACGCCGGCCCAACCCGAAUUGAGGGACGAGGGCGCCCGCACACCACCGGUGCAUCCAGGACCCACUGUGGAGAACAUCACACGAGGAGUGUCAAACAUGCGGGUACACAGCGAUGGCGACGACGACGAUGGCGGUAGCGGUGACGAUGCAGACGAAGGAUUGAGGGAGGACGUGGAAACAUGGGACGACGACGACGACAUUCCUAUUCAGCCUUUGGGGAAGACGGGUGGGAGGUGGAAAGGACGCAACAGAGGUGCUGUUCGUGGUCGAUCUGUUGGCCGUGACGACAGAGGUGGCGUCAGCGACAACGCCUGGAAGUCUGUGACGUUCUGGGUGCAGCUGCCCCGACGAGGAGCGGUUGGUAGGGAGUCUAUUGGUAGUGAGGCCGGUGGUGACGGCUGCCCUGAAGAACGUUCUUCUGCGAGGGACUCCGACAACAACGCACGCAGUGGGGCUGGAGGCGGGAAGCGGAAGAAUGCGCGUAAACAGGCGUUGGAGUUGAUCGUUGAUGUUAUGGACCGCCAUGGUGAACUGAUGUCGGCGACGAUCGAUUCGUCUAGCAAGCGGCAAUGCAGCAUAUUCACGAGGCAAUGCGAUAUACUCGAGCAGGAAGUUGCAGUCCAAAAAGCGCACUAUGCGGUGUCGGAUGAGACGCAGAGGAUGAUGUGCCACGCGCUUAUGGAGAUCGCUGCCGCCGACCGUGGUCGGUCGCCGAUAGGUCCCGACAAAGCAUGUCUACAUGAGGGACUGCCCAUGGUAAGAAGUGCAACGACGUCCCUGACGACAGCCCAGGGCAAGGAAGAGGUCGGCGGCAUGUCCCGAAGGCGAAGAGGGCGUGUGUCACGGUAUGUGGAUGAUGCGCCAGCAAGCGUGCCUCCUCGUCGAGCGCAAGGUUGGGCGGCAGCAGCGGAAGGGGACUACGACGACAACUUCACGAGGGAGGAAGAGCAGGCAGAGGCAAUCGCGUCUGCAGUACAAGAGAGCGCUCGGCAGCGCUCUCCUGAUCAGAGCGCUUCGAAAAGGAUGCUCACCCCUCCGCCCGAGGCACGGCAACUGCGUGCUCGCGACACGCGGACAGAGAAGGUUCUCGUCGUAGAUCUGGCGGCGAUGAUGACGAGCCCUUGGAUAAACGUCGCUUGCGCAGUCUUGCACAAGGCACCCUUGCGCUGGCGGCGACGGCACGAGCAGCGGUAGACGAAAGGCGACUUCGGGUAGAUAGCCCGCCACGCCGUCUCAGCCACGUCAGCGCAACCCGGGUGAUGACGGAGGGUCCGUCCACCGAGGCAGCGGGGGGCAAGUUGUGGCAGACGCGCUCGUAGUUGGGGGCGAGCCGGCAGGUGCUGCGGGUGCGGGUGCUUCAGGCACUGUAGCCCCCGUUGCGACGACGAGAGAGGAGGCAGCAGUUGUUGCGACGGCGAGAGAGGAGGCGCAUGGCAAGAACAAAACUGAUCGGGAUGG